Molecule: messenger RNA, 1442 nt
Organism: Xenopus tropicalis (tropical clawed frog)
Lineage: Eukaryota; Metazoa; Chordata; Amphibia; Anura; Pipidae
Product: CD209 antigen-like protein C
Exons: 11
Coding region: 176-1093 (305 amino acids)
Molecular function (GO): carbohydrate binding
Source: RefSeq, a predicted model, not a curated record
AAGGUAACCAGUAAAGCAUAUAUGAUCCUUCCAGUUAGCCCCUAUUCUUCCCAUUGUCUAGAACUGGCCCACGUUAAUACAUAAUCAGGCAAAGUGCAUGUAAUUGAUGGUUACACACAAUACACAUUACAGGCCUCUGCUAUGUUGAGUGACAAAUAUUGUUAUUGUGCUGGGUAUGUAUAAUAAUGCUCUGUUAACUUUGUCUUAUUUUGAUUUCCCAGGAAUAUUCCAACCCCAUAUUGUUACUGAUGAUACAUAUGGAAAUUUGGAAACCAUUAAAGCUGCAAUGACGAUGGAGAUACCUGAAAAAGACAACCAUUCAUCAAAACAUUUGUGGGCACAGAGGAGGCUCCUGGUGGUUCUGGUGAUCCUGCUGAUACUUGUGUUCAUUUUCCUGAUAAUCCUCACAAGCCUGGUGUUCAUAUACUAUUCCACAGUUUCUUCUGAAAUCAGCAAGCUGCAAAGCCAAGAUUCUUCACUUUCUUCUGAAAUAAGCAAGCUGCAAAGCCAAGAUUCCUCAGUUUCUAAUGAAAUAAGCAAGCUGAAAACUCAAGAUUCUUCACUUUCUUCUGAAAUAAGCAAGCUGCAAAGCCAAGAUUCCUCAGUUUCUAAUGAAAUAAGCAAGCUGAAAACUCAAGAUUCCUCCAUUUCUGAUGAACUAAAAAAACUAAAAGGCCAAGGGUCCAUUUGUGAUACAUGCCCAAGUGGCUGGAAUCGGAUUGGUGCCUCGUGCUAUUAUUUCUCCAAAGAGACUGCCACGUGGGAAAGAGCUCUAAAUGCCUGCAUUGGGUUAAAGGCCAUGCUUCUGAUCCUCAGGGACCCAACAGAAAUGGAAUAUGUGAAUAGACUCGCUGAGAGAGGUUCAAGGCACUGGAUUGGGCUGAAAAGAGAAUCUAGCAAUGUAUGGAAAUGGCUGGAUGGGACACAAAUGACCUUUAGAAACUGGGGUGUUGGUGAGCCAAAUAAUGAUAAAAAUCAGGAGAGCUGUACCGAGACUAUGGAAGGACCCUGGAACGACCGUAACUGUGAACACUCCCUGCAUUAUAUCUGUAAGAGAACCUUGAGCUGCUCAGCUCAGCUGCUCAGUAUUUAGCCGGAACGAGAGGCCGGGGCAAAUCACAGAAUAACAGGCGCCCGAAAAUGACACUCAAGCUCCAAAGGAAUCAUGUUAUACAUUUCUCCUCCAUCGCUGAUUACUGAGUAUUUCUUUAGAGUUCAGCUAAUCCAUGUGAAAAAGGUGAUUGAUCAAUGCAUAUUCCCUGGUCCCCUUACUUUUUAGUAAUUCAGUAUCUGUGCAAGUGCAUGUACAGGUAUGGGAUCCGUUAUCCAGAAGGUUUUGAAUUACGGAAAGGCCAUCCCUCAUAGAGUCCAUUUUAAGCAAAUAAUUCUAAUUUUGUAACAGUUUCCUUUUUUCUUUCUGAAAUAAUAAAAUUAUUAAUGUU